Molecule: messenger RNA, 462 nt
Organism: Suillus clintonianus
Lineage: Eukaryota; Fungi; Basidiomycota; Agaricomycetes; Boletales; Suillaceae
Exons: 2
Biological process (GO): protein phosphorylation
Molecular function (GO): ATP binding; protein kinase activity
Source: RefSeq, a predicted model, not a curated record
CGCGGAACGGUUUGUUACCGUGUUCGAGAUCCUGUAGAUGGAAAGGAAUAUGCGAUGAAAGAUUGUUGGGUGACUGAGGCGAAGAGAUACCACGAAGUGGACGUCCUUGGGAGGGUCAAGGGCAUCCCUAAUGUGGUCCAACUCGUAGACCACUGGGAUGUCCUAUCCAAUGGGGAGCCUGACUGCACAGCCCGCAUUCGGGAUGGAUAUGGUGUCCUGCUCGAGAACAGGCCAGACACGAGGUUCUUUAACAGGUAUCACCGGCGCCUUCUCUUGACCCCCUGUGGAGAUCCAUUAUGGGAUUUCAGCUCCAGAAAGGAACUGAUUUGCGCCUUCCGCGACUUCGUGGUUGCUCAUGAAACAAUGAUCCAACGACGAGUUCUACACGGAGACCUUAGCCCAAACAAUUUUAUUAUCCAUGAAGGUAUUGGGUAUUUCAUUGAUUUUGACCACGCGUCAAUC